This is a messenger RNA of Passer domesticus (house sparrow), 2051 nucleotides long. RefSeq names its product polyserase-2-like. NCBI's taxonomy places the organism in Eukaryota, Metazoa, Chordata, Aves, Passeriformes, Passeridae. Gene Ontology annotation, biological process: proteolysis; acrosome reaction. Gene Ontology annotation, molecular function: serine-type endopeptidase activity. Bases 92 to 1855 code for a protein of 587 amino acids. The transcript is spliced from 10 exons. The record is from RefSeq and is a predicted model, not a curated record.
CCCCAGGGGCACCACAGGCAGCAGGAGUGCUGUGGUCACUGCAACUGUGGCUGUGUUGCUGCACGGAGCCGUCAGUGCUUGCAGCUGACACAUGCCUCUGGCAGCCAUGAAUUGGCUCAGCCUCCUCAUCCUGCUGACCGUGGCUGGGCUGGCACACGGGACAUGGGACAACUGUGGAGGGACCUGCGGACUCCGAGCUCCACAAUCUAUCAAGAGCCCCAUGACUUAUUCCUAUGGCAACGUGGCUUAUGACUAUGGCAUGACACGUGUUGUGGGUGGCACAGGUGCUGCAGAAGCAGCCUGGCCCUGGAUGGUCAGCAUCCAGCACCCCUGGGUACCAGGCCUGGGACAUAUGUGUGGAGGAUCCCUCGUCAGUACAGAGUGGGUCCUCACAGCAGCCCACUGCUUUGAUGAUGUCAGAAACAUCAGCAUGGUCUACGUGGUGAUUGGAGCCACCCAUUUCACUCAGCCGGGCCCUGGGGCUGCAGUGCGCAAUGUCAAGCAGGUGCUGAUACACGAGGACUACAAUCCUGCUGACAUGAGCUACGAUAUUGCCCUGUUGCAAUUGGACCAUCAUGUCCAAUGCAGCUCCUACAUCCAGCUGGCCUGUGUGGCUGACCCCACCCUAAGAGUCUCAGAGCUGCAAAACUGCUGGAUUGCUGGCUGGGGAGCCACUACUGCAAGAUCUCAACAAUCAAGUGAUCACCUGCAGGAGGCCAAGGUCCAGCUCAUCAAUGUCCAGCUCUGCAACAGCAGCCGCUGGUAUGCGGGGGAUAUCCACACCCACAACUUGUGUGCUGGUUACCCACAGGGCCUCAUCGACACCUGCCAGGGUGACAGUGGUGGCCCUCUCAUGUGCCAGGACAACAAUGCUGACCACUGGUGGGUUGUUGGAGUAACCAGCUGGGGAAGAGGUUGUGCCAGAGCAAUGAGGCCAGGAAUCUACACCUCCACUCAGCACUUCUAUGACUGGAUCGAUUACAACAUGCGUAUAAACGCAGUUAAAAAGAAAAGAGGGAGCUGUGGGCUCCGAGUUCCGCCACCUGUCAACAGCCCCAUGACUUAUUCCUACGGUGACGUGGCUUAUGACUACGGCAUGACACGCAUCGUGGGUGGUAUGGGAGCUGCGGUAGCAGAAUGGCCCUGGAUCGUCAGCAUCCAGCACCCCUGGGUACCAGGCCUGGGACAUUGGUGUGGAGGGUCACUCAUCACGGCAGAUUGGGUCCUCACAGCAGCCCACUGCUUCGACAAGUUUGAUAACAUCAGCCUGCUGUACGUGUUGAUUGGGGCCACACAGUUAAGUCAGCCGGGCCCUGGGGCACAAGUGCGCAGUGUCAAGAAGGUGGUCGUACACGGCAACUACAAGCGUAGUGACUACAGCUACGAUAUUGCCCUGAUGCAAUUGGACCGUCCUGUCUUGUGCAGCUCCUACAUCCAGCUGGCCUGCCUGGCUGACCCCACCCUAAGAGUCUCAGAGCUGCAAAACUGCUGGAUUGCUGGCUGGGGAGCCACUACUGCAAGAAGUCUAGAGUCAGCUGAUCACCUUCAGCAGGCCAAGGUCCAGCUCAUCAAUGUCCAGCUCUGCAACAGCAGUGACUGGUAUGAUGGAGAAGUCCACCCGUACAACUUGUGUGCUGGUUACCCACAGGGUAACAUCGACUCCUGCAAGGGUGACAGUGGUGGCCCUCUCAUGUGCCAGGACAACAAUGCUGACUACUGGUGGGUCAUCGGACUAACCAGCUUUGGAACAGGCUGCGCCAGAGCAAAGCAGCCUGGAGUCUACACCUCCACUCAGCACUUCUAUGACUGGAUCGAUUACAACAUGCGUAUAAACGCAGUUAAAAGUGCUCCUUGAACCACAGGACAGGCAGGAUCCAGGGCAGGCUGCAGUGCACCACAACCAUUUCCUGUUGGGGCAAUGCCUGCUGAUCCAAAGGCAGCCUCAGGGGCAAAACCCUGCUCUGUUCUGACCUCACUCCUCUCCUCUGUGCACACACACAUAAUGGAGUUGAUUUAGUUGUUGAAAUAAAGUUACCUUUGUUCACAGAAAA